Messenger RNA from Gryllus bimaculatus (two-spotted cricket), 465 nucleotides. Lineage: Eukaryota; Metazoa; Arthropoda; Insecta; Orthoptera; Gryllidae. The record is from the annotation of a GenBank genome assembly.
AAUCUAUUGAAUAAUUUCCAGAACUGGGAUGUAAUGACAGUAGCUGCAAGAAUGUUUCUUUUCUUUCAACUUGUCACUGUAUUUCCACUAAUUGCCUACAUGCUUCGCGUUCAAGUAAUGGGAAUUUUAUUUAAACAUUCAGAACCAGGAUUUGUCAAUAUUUUAGCAUUCAAUGUGCUCGUUGUUGCUAUUUGUGUGUUGUUUGCUGUUCUCCUGCCCAGAAUUGGAACAAUUAUAAGGUUUACUGGUGCUUUGAGUGGACUCAUUUAUAUCUUCACUCUUCCAAGUCUUUUGCACUUGGCAUCAUUGCGAAUACGCGGAGAGCUGACAAUACCAAUACUUAUUAUCCACCUAAUAAUACCUAUUUUUGGGGGUGGAAACCUCAUUGCACAGUUUUUUGUUUCUGAAUGAUUUGUCCUUUUAAUAAUCAGUAUCAUGUUUACAUUAUUUUAUUUGUUUUAUUAA